This is a messenger RNA of Rhincodon typus (whale shark), 724 nucleotides long. Its product is annotated as ATPase family protein 2 homolog. The transcript has 2 exons. The record is from RefSeq and is a predicted model, not a curated record. Lineage: Eukaryota; Metazoa; Chordata; Chondrichthyes; Orectolobiformes; Rhincodontidae. Bases 325 to 606 code for a protein of 93 amino acids.
AUCAGUUGUUUCCACACUGUAGGGAAUUCAAUGAUUCUAUGAACAUCAGUGAAUUCUGUCUAACAUUGCUUUAAACUAUGAAUGUUAUGAAUACUAAAGUGGAAGAUGAGGAGACAAUAAUAAGAAGAAUCUGAGUUGGCUUUGACUGCACCUUGCAUCCCCUGAGGUCCAAACAUUGUCACCAGCAUAGGUCAUCUCUUCCUUGCUUCAUUAGCUAGGUUUGGCACUAAUAAUUUGACACAUUGGCCUAGAUUUUCCAAUGGGCAAAUAAUUGCUCCUGAAGUGUAGACGAGAGUUGGAGUUGGAAAUCCUGCACAAACCCCAAUGAAGCAGACAUCAAAAGAAUUGCCUUUGAAAUUCCCUAUACCUGGAGACUUGAAACAAUAUCCACUUCAAUCUGAAAGUUUGGACAGUUCAGCUGCAUUUAAGAUCAUUGCUCUUUGCAGGGAAGCAGCCCUCUUAGCUUUGCAAGAAGAUCUUGAGGCCAAGAUAAUUAAGAAAAGACAUUUUGAUCAGUCAUUUGAAAUUGUCACUCCAAGAAUUCCUAAGAAGCUUAUGGACUUCUAUGCUAGUUAUCAGCAGCGAAGUGGACUUCAUAUGCUGUAAGAAUAAAAUGAGGUUUAUUCAUUGAAGAUAUCAAGCUUGUUAUGAAGAGGAAUUAAGUAAUAAUUCUGCAAUAUCCAUGUGUUAAUUUCAAUAAAUAAAGAUUUAUAUUUCAAAUCAA